AUGGCUCACAGAUUGUCAUCGAAUGGGAAGCGAUUGAAGAGGUUUUCCGUUGAAUACUACAGAGAAGUGUUGAGUGCGUGGAAGACAGGCGACGACAAUAUCACCGCAACUCAUGAGUCGGCGAUCAACACGUGUGCCGGCGAUCAUCACCGCAACGGUUCCACGAGAGCUACUGAUGAUCACGUGAUAGGCAUCGAUGUUGACGACAGCGGCGGUAGUAGUGGCCAUCAGUCGCCGGCAGACGAGUCGUUGGAAUCGAUACCCGAAUCGCCACUCAUUGUCGAGAAGCGGUUCAGUGAUAGACAACCGCCGAAGACAUCGAAAGGAGUCACAAAAGGCACCAAAAAUCGCUGUUUGGCCGCAGAAUUCAUACACUUCGAGGCGGACGUGGAGUUGGAUUCGAGUGAAGCCUUUGUGGACGACAUCGAAGACACGCAGAGAGAGCUCCUGGAGAUGGGGUCUGACUUGAGUUGCGUUACGAGUCAAGAGGUGGUCGACAGUCAGCCCAUCGGACAACUCAUCGGUGGUAUCGACAGCAGGAGUGCCGAAGACAUGAGAUCU
Messenger RNA from Oppiella nova, 561 nucleotides. The record is from the annotation of a GenBank genome assembly. NCBI's taxonomy places the organism in Eukaryota, Metazoa, Arthropoda, Arachnida, Sarcoptiformes, Oppiidae.